UCCUGCAUCCUGUAAGAGGGGUGCAUGGAGAGCAGAACGCAGCACUAACCCGCAUGUGGAUGUCAUUGCGUUAUUAUUGUUACUCAGGCAGAUAAUCCUAAUGAUGUUUCUUUUCCUCCUCUUGUUCUCCGGCCUGGGACUUGGCUCUGCCUUCAUUCCAGAUGUGAGCUGUCUCAUCGUCAACCUUGAGCACACAGACUGCACGUGGGACCGUGGGAGCAACCCAGAGCUCAAUUUCACCUUCCAGAGCAGGCUGGGUUCCAGACUGCCCUUCCGUGACUGCCCCCAGUACCUGCGGGAGGGUGGUUACAACGUGGGCUGCAGACUGCCACAUGAAAUAAACGAUAAGUUUUCUCCACUGCACACCAGACUGUCUGGUGACAACAAUGUCAUGAAGGAACAGACCACUGAAAUGAAGGAGCGGGUGAAACUAAACCCACCGCUUAAUCUCUCUGUGGUGGUGAACAGUACAAACCUGGAGCUCUGGUUAUACUGGAACACCAGUACAAAAAGCACCUGUACGGAGAGUGAAGUGCGCUACAGGAAGCAGGAUGAUCAGUGGCGUUCUGUUUUGACUUCGACGUCGGCUUCAUCGUACAGCUUGCCUCAGAUUUCCCUGAAGCAUCAGUAUGAGCUCCAAGUGAGGGUCCGGGUAUCAUAUUCAUGUGGCCAGUCCAAGUUCUGGAGCGACUGGAGUGUGCCGAUCUUCUGGGGCAACACAACAGCUGUCACCCCUGUCCCCUUGAAGACUUUCUACUCACUCAUACCUGUAUUGGUUCUGGGCAUCAUCAUGGUGGUGAUGGUUGUGAUCUACUUUACUCAUGGAGAAAGAAUUAGAAUUAUAUUUGUUCCUGUUGUUCCCAACCCUGGCAAGAACUUGGAGGACCUCUUCAAAACCUGCAAUGGAAACGUUGAGGAGUGGCUGCACAUCUCCAAGGAGUUUAAGGAAGGUUUCCAGCCUAACUACUCUGAGCCUGCCUGUCUUGUGCGUGAGUGCCCCGCCUUCUCGGAUGCUACUGGCUGGGUCUCUGUUCAGACCGACCAAUCAGAGCGCCCUUCGAUGGUGCCCUCUCUGUCAGUGUCACCCCCUGUUCCUGAGAAUCUACCGCCAGGCCUAGUUUAAAGGAUCUUCUCAGCUUUCCUCUAUCUGGCAACAAAUUUUAUUUCUUCUUAUUUUUUCCCCCCGACAUUUUAGUACCGCUUUUUUAAUUUUUAUUAUUUUAUUAUGUUGUUUUCUUUGCCAGCUCCUGGUACAUGUAUGAUCCACUAGCUAAGGACUAUGGUGUGUAUUUUAACUCUGGGCAGAUUUUCUUUGUUGACAUUUUGUGUUCAAAUGAUUAUAUAAAACAAGUUUUCCUGUGCAAUGCCUUAUCCUCACCUGUAUGUCUGCUCUUAAGUUUUACGAACAACUGUAGAAGGGUCUUUGUAUUCCUGUAUAUCACAGACCUACAGUGCAUAAAGACAUCAAACACCAUUUAGAAUAAUCACUGCAUGCUUUACUGACAAAGAAGGUUUACUGGAAAUGUUCACUGGAAACUUGCAAUGUUCGAUGCCUGUAAUUAUUUUUUGAUGCAAUAAAUAUUUCCUUUUGAUUGUU
This is a messenger RNA of Paramormyrops kingsleyae, 1597 nucleotides long. RefSeq names its product interleukin 2 receptor, gamma b (gene il2rgb). Lineage: Eukaryota; Metazoa; Chordata; Actinopteri; Osteoglossiformes; Mormyridae. The record is from RefSeq and is a predicted model, not a curated record. Gene Ontology annotation, biological process: immunoglobulin mediated immune response; cytokine-mediated signaling pathway. Gene Ontology annotation, cellular component: membrane; external side of plasma membrane. Gene Ontology annotation, molecular function: protein binding; cytokine receptor activity.